AUGGUGCCCAGUGAGAAGACCCAGCGGGAGCCGCAGGUGGGGUACGGCCAGGGCAGUGGGCUGGAGGUGGGGAGCGUCCUCGGGCUGGCUGAGAACCUGGUGCUGGACAGAGGGCAGAGGGCAGAGGUGGGGGGUCAUGAGCCACCUGUCAGCCUUUGCUGGUCUUCCUGUCGGGUGGCACUUAUUCCUGUCUACCCAGGACCAACCCAGAGGCCCCGGACCGUGUGUGAGCGCUGGAAGGAAAGCCUGCUCGAACACUAUGGGGGCAGCGCCCGGGACGACCAGUACGUGCCACAGUGUGAUGACCUGGGCCACUUCGUGCCCCUGCAGUGUCACGGCAAGAGCGACUUCUGCUGGUGUGUGGACAAAGACGGCAGAGAGGUGGCAGGCACACGCUCCCAGCCGGGCAUCACUCCCGCAUGUCUCCCUGGGACGGUGCCUCCCCCGAUGUUGCCCAUGCCGCGGCCUGAUGUCACUGCUCCGCCCGUGGGUGACUUCCUGCUCUAUGCCCAGGUGCAGCGCAUCGGCCAGGUGCCCCUGCAGGGCACCACGCUUCUGAAGGACAAGGCCAAGACCCUGCUGUCAGUGCAUGGUUCCAUCAUCGUGGGGAUUGACUACGACUGCCAGGAAGGCACGGUGUACUGGACGGAUGUCGCAGGGCGAACCAUCAGUCGCGCCCGUCUGCAGGCGGGAGCCGAACCCGAGACCAUCAUCAGCUCAGGGCUCCUGAGCCCCGAAGGACUCGCUGUUGACUACGUCCACAGAACCAUGUACUGGACGGACAGUGGCCGGGACAGAGUGGAGAGGGCCAACCUGGACGGCUCCGAGCGCAGGACCCUCUUCGACGUGGACCUGGUGAAUCCCCGCGCCAUCGCCGUGGAUCCAGCCGGAGGUAACUUGUACUGGACAGACUGGAAUAGAGAAGCUCCUAAAAUUGAAACAUCUUCUUUAGAUGGAGCCGGUCGAAGAAUUCUGAUUAGCAAAGACAUUGGAUUACCUAAUGGCCUAACCUUUGAUACCGUCUCCGAAAUGCUCUGCUGGGCAGAUGCAGGAACCAGAAAACUGGAGUGUACACGGCGUGAUGGAAGCGGCCGGCACGUCAUCCAGAGUAACCUCAACUACCCCUUCAGCGUGGUCAGCCACCUGAACCACUUCUACUACACCGACUGGAGGAGGGAUGGCGUCCUGUCAGUGGACAGACACUCCGGCCAGCUGACGGAUGAGUAUCUCCCUGAGCAGCGCUCUCAUCUCUACGGGAUCACUGCCGUCCACCCCUUCUGCCCCACAGGAAGAAAAUAAAUACUGCACCAGCAGAGGACUUGGCGUUUACAACCAGAAUCCUGACCCUAAAGAACAUUCGCUGCAAAGAAAGUGAAAAAGGAAUUGGCGGUUACAGUAUCUGGAUCUACAAAAUGAACAUUUUUUGUGAAAAGACAGUAUAUUUUGUGAAAAGUUUAUACCUCAAUCUUUACUACUACUGUAUAUUUCAGCAAAGGUUGUUACUGAAAGUUAAAACAGGUAACAACUGUUGCUUAUUAAAGCAACUUUUUAUUAACAUUUAUAUAGUAUUUAAAAAACCAAAUUCAUCUAAGAACAAAUUAAGAGUUUAAGAGCAUACCUGGCCAAGAACUCACAUGUGGUCACAGACGCUGACUGAGAGGCUCUGUGUAACUGAUGGGAAGCGAUGCCCUUAGCUUCCCGGCCAAACUUAUAAGCUUUUACCUCUGCGGAAGUGCAUUCCUAUCAAAAGGUGCUAGGAUUCAAUUUUCAGUGCCUCUGAAGUACCACAAGUACUGCAUUUAUAAAUGCCAAAGAUGUAAUGUUAUAGUUCUCAAUUUUUCUAGAUUAUUCCAAUAAAAAUUUAAAUUUUC
This is a messenger RNA of Ochotona curzoniae (black-lipped pika), 1871 nucleotides long. Its product is annotated as nidogen-2-like. The record is from RefSeq and is a predicted model, not a curated record. The transcript has 9 exons. The coding region runs from base 1 to 1299 and encodes 432 amino acids. Lineage: Eukaryota; Metazoa; Chordata; Mammalia; Lagomorpha; Ochotonidae.